Vanrija pseudolonga is the source of this 565-nucleotide messenger RNA. RefSeq names its product Thioredoxin (gene THIO). The coding region runs from base 128 to 451 and encodes 107 amino acids. Gene Ontology annotation, cellular component: cytosol. The transcript is spliced from 5 exons. Gene Ontology annotation, molecular function: protein-disulfide reductase activity. The record is from RefSeq and is a predicted model, not a curated record. Lineage: Eukaryota; Fungi; Basidiomycota; Tremellomycetes; Trichosporonales; Trichosporonaceae.
GCACCACUCGGUCACACUCCGCGCGCUGACUACACUGGUCGAGCAUCAACACCAUUUGCAGUCAUCUUGUUCUAAACACUACCUACACAAACACCCUAACACCCUACACCCCAACCUAAUAGACAAAAUGGUCAAGGCUAUCGAGUCCGUCGAGGAGUUCAAGGCGCUUAUCGCCGGCCCCGAGCCCGUCGUUGUCGACUUCUGGGCCACCUGGUGCGGCCCGUGCAAGCUCAUCUCGCCCCACUUCAACAAGCUCGAGGAGAAGUUCCCCGGCGUCAAGUUUGUCAAGGUCGACAUUGAGGAGCAGCCUGAGAUUGCCCAGGAGCAGGGCAUCAAGGCCAUGCCUACUUUCAAGGCCUUCAAGGACGGCGAGGUCAUUGACCAGCUUACCGGUGCCGUUCCGGCCAAGCUCACGGCUCUCGUCGAGAAGACCGCCGCUGUCGCGGCCUAAGCCGGCGUUUGUCUCUACAUGAACCCAUGCAUGUCGUGUGCGCGCCACCUCGGGCCGUUGUGCCCACUUGUGAUAGCGUCGGAAGCACCGAUAUGCACAAAUGUAGUGCGCAGG